This is a messenger RNA of Aptenodytes forsteri (emperor penguin), 663 nucleotides long. Its product is annotated as nitrate/nitrite response regulator protein NarL-like. Gene Ontology annotation, molecular function: DNA binding. Lineage: Eukaryota; Metazoa; Chordata; Aves; Sphenisciformes; Spheniscidae. The coding region runs from base 1 to 663 and encodes 220 amino acids. The transcript has a single exon. The record is from RefSeq and is a predicted model, not a curated record. Gene Ontology annotation, biological process: phosphorelay signal transduction system; regulation of DNA-templated transcription.
AUGGCUGUGACGGUUUACACAUCAGCAACUCCUGCUCGUCUGCUACUUGUUGAUGACCAUCCAAUGAUACGACGAGGCUUGAGUGAUUUAUUAAGCCUUGAAAAUGAUGUGAAAGUAGUGGGUGAAGCAAAUAAUGGUCAAGAGGCUAUUAACUAUCUGCAACAUAACAACGUAGAUUUAAUCGUCCUUGAUAACAAUAUGCCAAUCAUGAAUGGUAUUGAAACGCUCAAGCGUAUUCGAGAGUUGGAUAUUGAAGGAAAAGUAUUGCUAUUUACCGUAUCAGAUAACAGCAAAGAUGUGCAAGAUGCCUUAGAGUUCGGCGUGGAUGGUUACCUGCUUAAAGAUAUGGAGCCUGAGGAUAUCAUCAAAGAUAUCCGUAAAAUCCUGCGAGAUGAACUCGUUAUUAGCCCAAGUCUUGCGCCGAUUCUCGCUCAGGCCAUGCGAAAACCUGCCAAAAAUGAAAGUAAUUACGACCCUCACUACCGAGAAUUACAAGUGGUACAAAUGAUAGCCGAAGGUUUAAGCAAUAAAAUGAUUGGCAAUAAACUGGGUAUUGCUGAAUCAACGGUCAAAGUACAUGUCAAACACAUUCUAGGCAAAGUUGGCUUACGCACCCGAGUUGAGGCCGCUGUUUGGGCCGUCAGUCAACAUAAAAAGUCUUAA